AUGGCCACCAAACCAACCGUCCUCCACAUCGGAGACGCCAUCAAGUAUAACCACGAUUUCUACAACAAUGAAUUCACCUCCCGAUUCAAGGUAAUCCAAGCAACAGAAACAACCCGAGAAGAAUUCAUCCAAGCCCUGAAAUCUCAAAAAUACGGCCCCUUCUCAGCCCUAUUCCGCCCACACUUUCAAACAGGCGACUUCAUGGGCCAAUGGGACUCAGAACUAAUCCAGCUCUUACCACCCAGCAUGCGAAUCUUCGCCUCAGCAGGAGCAGGCUUCAACUGGGCUGACAUCUGGUACGCCAACGGGGCCGGCGCCUCCGACAACGCCGUCUCCGACACAGCCUUGUACAUGAUCCUCAGCGUCUUCCGCAACUUCACGCGCUCGCAACUCGCAGCCCGAACCGCCGACCCGGCAAAAUUCACAGCGACGCAUCGGCUUAUUGCGACGAUUUCGCAGAACCCGCGCGGUCACGUCCUUGCCGUGAUUGGGUUUGGGAAUAUCAGCAGAAAAUUGGCGUUUAAGGCGCGGGUGGCGUUGGGGAUGAAGAUCCAUUAUUAUGAUGUUGUUCGCGCUGACACGAGGACGGAGGAGGAGUUGGGUGCGACGUUUCAUGAGUCUUUGGAUGAACUUUUGGGUAUUGCGGAUUGUGUUACGAUUCAUACGCCGUUGAAUCGGUAUACGCAGGAUUUGAUUGAUGAGAGGGCGUUGGCGUUGAUGAAGCCCGGUAGUCGGAUCGUUAAUACUGCACGUGGACAGAUUGUGAAUGAGGAUGCGCUGGUGAAGGCGUUGGAGAGUGGUCAUCUUUCGGCGGCGGCUUUGGAUGUGCAUUACCAUGAGCCGCAGGUUUCGCAGAAGUUGGCGAGUAUGGAGAAUGUUACGCUGACUACGCAUGUUGGUGGUGGUGCUUUGGAUACGAGGAUCAACUUCGAGUUAAACGCCAUGAAGAAUAUCCUUGCGGUUGUGGGGGCGAACGGGGAAUUUGUCGGACAGCCGCUCACUCCUGUGAAUACCAAGGCCUUUGAGGAGGCGAUGCGAGAAUAA
Messenger RNA from Penicillium manginii, 1044 nucleotides. Its product is annotated as D-mandelate dehydrogenase-like dehydrogenase. The coding region runs from base 1 to 1044 and encodes 347 amino acids. The record is from RefSeq and is a predicted model, not a curated record. NCBI's taxonomy places the organism in Eukaryota, Fungi, Ascomycota, Eurotiomycetes, Eurotiales, Aspergillaceae. Gene Ontology annotation, molecular function: glyoxylate reductase (NADPH) activity; NAD binding; hydroxypyruvate reductase [NAD(P)H] activity. Gene Ontology annotation, cellular component: cytosol. The transcript is spliced from 3 exons.